Messenger RNA from Paramecium sonneborni, 1628 nucleotides. The record is from the annotation of a GenBank genome assembly. Lineage: Eukaryota; Ciliophora; Oligohymenophorea; Peniculida; Parameciidae.
AAAUUUUACAUUUUUUUAAUUUUAAAUGGGUUGUUGCUCAAGUUAGAGACAUACCACUAGAAAAAAAACAUAUUUUACAACUAACAUUAGAACAUUUUACAGAUUCGGUGCUGUAUUAGGAAAAGGAUCUUUUGGAACAGUAAAGGUAGGAUAUAAAGAUGGACCUGAUGGUGAAUAAGUUUAUGCUAUAAAGACAAUAAAUAAAGUGAGAGUUGUGGAUAAAACAUAAAUGAUUUAGGAAGAGUUUGAAAUACUGAGGAAAAUGGAUCAUCCCAAUAUCGUUAGAUUCUAUGAAAUGUAUGAAGAUGAUAUGUUUAUUUAUUUUGUUAUGGAACAUUGUAAAGGAGGUAAUUUACUAGAAAGAGUAUUAUCAAAAGGUACAGAAAUUUGAAAAAUAAUAUAUAUAGGUAGUUUUGAUGAAAUUAAAGCAAGCAUAGUUAUGAGGAAACUAUUUUCUGCAAUAGCCUAUUUACAUAGUUAGGGUGUUAUGCAUAGAGACUUAAAACCUGAAAAUAUAUUAUUAUCUAAUGAAAAUGAUGACGCAGACAUUAAAAUAAUAGAUUUCGGUUUAAGCAAGAAAUUAAAGGAAUCAGAUAAAGAUAAAAAGAAAUAAUUAUAACGAAAACAAAGUUAAGUUGGUACUCCAUUAUACGUAGCUCCAGAAGUUGUGACUGGAGUGUAAUUUAAUUAUUUAAAUAAUUAGAUACAAUUAAAAAUGUGAUGACUGGGCUGUUGGAUGUAUAAUGUACAUAGUAUUGUGUUCUGAACCACCUUUUUUUUCAGAACACUUAAAAGAAUUACUAUAAAAGAUAUAAUUCAAACCAUUAUCAUUUCCUUAAGAGGAAUGGAAAGGAAUUAGUUAAGAUUGUAAAUAGAUAGUUUAAGGAUUACUUUAAAAAGAUCCAGAAAAAAGAAUGACUUGUUCAGAAGCCUUAAAUAGUGAUUGGGCAAAGAAAGGAUUUCGGAAACCAUUAUAAAUAAAAAUAAAUUAGAAGUAAGGGAAUAUCAAUUAAUCAAAUGAUUGUACUCCUGUGAAUACAUCUAAUAUUAAAGGAUUGAAAAGAUAUGCAAAAAGCAAAUAAUUUAAAAGAGAAGUACUUCGGAUAUUAAUAAAUUAAUUGAAUGAUAAAUAGAUUGAUAAAUUAAGUUAAAAAUUUAAAGAAUUAGAUAAAGAUGAAGAUGGAUUUAUUACACCAUAGGAAUUAUCUUAGAUAAUGGCUAAAUUAGGAUUUGAAACAACAAAAAAUGAAAUUGAAUAAUUAAUUCGUAAUACAAAUCCUGAAGAAUAAUAAGCUUUAUAAAUAAAGUACUCUCAAUUUUUGGCAGCUACUUUAGAUUUGAAGUAGUAUUUGAAUAAGGAAAGAUUAUGGAGUUUGUUUCGUUAUUUUGAUGUUUAGGAUAAGAAAUACAUAACUAAAGAAGAUAUAUAAUAAGCAUUAAAGAGAGAAGGAAGAGAAGAGAUGGCUUCAGAUAAGAUUCUUACUGAUUUAAUGAUGCAUGAUGGGAAAAUGACUUAUAAAGAUUUUUGUUAAUUGAUGCAUGAUGAUAUGGAAAGUGAUUAAUUCUUUGAACAUUUCGAAAAAUUGCAUGCUUCUCCUGAAAAACAUAGAAGUAUAAGCAAAACUUGA